This is a messenger RNA of Gasterosteus aculeatus aculeatus (three-spined stickleback), 2482 nucleotides long. RefSeq names its product solute carrier family 35 member B2 (gene slc35b2). Gene Ontology annotation, cellular component: endoplasmic reticulum membrane; Golgi membrane. Lineage: Eukaryota; Metazoa; Chordata; Actinopteri; Perciformes; Gasterosteidae. Gene Ontology annotation, biological process: 3'-phosphoadenosine 5'-phosphosulfate transport; transmembrane transport. Gene Ontology annotation, molecular function: 3'-phosphoadenosine 5'-phosphosulfate transmembrane transporter activity. The record is from RefSeq and is a predicted model, not a curated record.
UGUGGAGCAAAGAGGAAGAGAGCUUUUCCUGCUCCACUGGACCAACCGGAACCGACACCUCGGCCAUUGAGGAGGACAAGUUGAAGACGUCGGUAGCUGAAGGCGGCUGGACCGAAAGAAGACAAGCUGUUGUUUGGUCGGCGGCCGGUUUCAUGCUCCGGCUCAGCGGACACCUUUGAUUCCGUCGGCGUGUGAGCGGCGUCGAGGCCGCGGACAAUGCCGUCGAUUUCACGGAGGGUUCUCCCUGCAUUUGUGUGUCUCCUCAUCCCUCCCAUGGUGGCUGCUGAGGAGUUGUCACUACUGGACGGCUGGCAUGAUGUUUGGCUCCUCCGCUUCCUUGUCAACAUCCUGGGAUACUCCACCAUCAUCAUCCCGGGAUACUUCCUCAUCAGCUACUUCAAGCGGACCAAUUACUUAGAAAAAGGUAACGGGAUCUGUUUCCCGCUCAUCAAGACCUGCGUGUUCGGCAGUGAGGCCAAAGCGGGUCUGCUGGCCGAGGUCACCGUGGCACCGAGGAUCGAGGGGGAUUCCGGCUCGUCGCUCAAACAGGCCGUCAAGUUAAUCUUCUGUGCCGCCGGACUUCAGGCGUCGUACCUGACGUGGGGCGUCCUGCAAGAGCGGGUGAUGACGGGCUCCUACGGGGCCACGACUCCCGAGGACGAGGGCGAGAAGUUCAAGGACUCCCAGUUCCUGGUCUUCAUGAACCGCAUCCUGGCCCUGACCGUGUCGGGCCUGUGGUGCGUCCUGUUCAAGCAGCCCCGCCACGGCGCGCCCAUGUACAAGUACUCCUUCGCCUCGCUCUCCAACAUCAUGAGCAGCUGGUGUCAGUACGAGGCCCUCAAGUACAUCAGCUUCCCCACCCAGGUGCUGGCCAAGGCCUCCAAGGUCAUCCCCGUCAUGCUCAUGGGCAAGAUGGUCUCCCACAAGAGCUACGAGUACUGGGAGUACUUCACCGCCGUGCUCAUCUCGCUGGGCGUCAGCAUGUUCCUGUUGUCCAGCACGCCCAGCAAGCACCUGUCCACCGUCACCACCUUCAGCGGCGUGGUCAUCCUGGUGGGCUACAUCGUCUUCGACAGCUUCACCUCCAACUGGCAGGACAACCUGUUCAAGCACAAGAUGUCGUCGGUGCAGAUGAUGUUCGGCGUGAACCUGUUCUCCUGCCUCUUCACCGUGGGCUCGCUGCUCGAGCAGGGCGCCUUCUUCGACUCGCUGGCCUUCAUGACGCGCCACUCCGAGUUCGCCUUCCACGCCGUGCUGCUGUCCGUGUGCUCGGCGUGCGGCCAGCUCUUCAUCUUCUACACCAUCAGCCAGUUUGGCGCGGCGGUCUUCACCAUCAUCAUGACCCUGCGCCAGGCCAUCGCCAUCCUGCUGUCCUGCUUCCUGUACGGCCACGCCGUCACCGUGGUGGGGGGGUUUGGCGUCGCCGUGGUCUUCUUGGCGCUUUUCCUGCGGGUGUACGCCCGCAGCCGCAUGAAGGCCGGGCGGCGGGCGGCGCUGCCGCUGGCGCAGAAGGUGUAGCGCGGCGCGGCGGACUGAGCCACGGCGGCCGUGGUGCUUUUUGUCUUACUGCUUUUUUUAACUCUUCUUUUCCAUGUUUGUGUCUUCGUCUGGUACAGGAAGGGAUUUUGACGUUUUUGACACUUACACCAAAAGGCCCCCCGGGGUCCACGUGAUCUGUCGCGUCCGCGGUCACAGAAGCUUUGAGUGCCUGUAAGAUUGUCUUCUACACGAAUCCCAAACCACAAACUGUGUAAACUGCCUCUUCACCACGUUCAUACUUCAACGCUAGAAUAUUUCCCCCCAAAACCGCCGCACGAGGCUUCCAGCCACACAACGAGCGCCUGAACCACGUUGCCCUUCUCAGGCCCGCGUGUCGGGUUCGGGGAGCGGCGGGCGUCUGCUUGUCAAACCGAAGCACCAUGUUUGACCGACGUGGGCAGCGGAUCCUCGUUCAUUCCAAAUCUAAAACACAGGACUUUUCUUUCUGGAGUAGUGAACGGGACUUUGACCUUCAGUAGCGUUGUUCUCCUUUCUCGGUCCUCCAUGUUGGAGAACGCGGGUCUUUUUAUUGUGUUAAGCUGUAAACCGUCGAGGAGGAGGCAGUUGUUACAAAGAGCACUUUGUAUGAACCAUUUGAACCAAAACACCAGUGAAACACGCUGAUGUGGGUUCGUUUUGCACGACAUCGUUUAGAGGAAAACACUUUCCUUUCCUUUGGUUGUCCUUUUCAACACAGAUUCUACUUAAUAUUUUAACUAUGGGCUAAAAAGUCUUGUAAAUAUCUGUCUUUGUUUCUUUCGACUUGUCUCAUGUACUUUUGUAAAAGAAAACGCUCCGUUAAUUUUCACCGUCACAUGUGAAUGUUUGAAGAACACGGAUGCUGAUCGCAAGGGACGUUCAACCCUACUGGUACCUUGUUUUUAUCAUUCUCAUGUUUCCUCUGGUAACUGGAUUGAUAAUAAAGCAUUUUAAAUUAACUCGA